Microplitis mediator is the source of this 1244-nucleotide messenger RNA. RefSeq lists its product as uncharacterized. Lineage: Eukaryota; Metazoa; Arthropoda; Insecta; Hymenoptera; Braconidae. The coding region runs from base 1 to 471 and encodes 156 amino acids. The transcript is spliced from 3 exons. The record is from RefSeq and is a predicted model, not a curated record.
AUGUCAUUAGACUCGAAUUUGGAUAAUAAAUGCAAAGAGUUUUAUCGAGAAGAAAUAUAUAAAAUAUUGCAAUCAGAUAUUUUGAAUGAUGCGAAUGAAAAAUCGAAAUUAAGUGAUGUAACGUCUUCUGAAUCAAAUGACUCUUUAAGUGACAGACUUUUAGAAAUUAUAAAUUGUGAUGAAAAAACUUCUUGCUCGAAUCCAGUGUGUGAUUUUUUAAUAAAUAUAAUAGACAGUCUUUUAGCGACGAUAUUAAUUCCUUUUUUUAUUUGGCAACGGAUAUCAACUAGUGAAUAUCUUAUCAAGAUUAUAAAAAUAUCUGCUGAGGUAAUACUGGAAUUGAUAGUAUGGUCAAUACUUGCCGGAGUGUCAAUACUAGCAACAAUUAUCCUCAUCAUAGAUGAUUCCGAUGAUUACAACAAUAAAAACCAGACUAUAAAUAGAAAAAAAAAUCCAAACAAUAAAAACUAAAAUAAAAUAAAAAAUUUCCAACAAUUAUUUUUAUUUUAUUAUUUAAAAAACUUGACUAUAAAUAACUAUCGAUCAUAAAUAUCAUAUUUAAAAUUUUUUGUCGCAAUAAAAUAGUGAGUUAACGAUCGAUAUAAUUACCAGUUGUUUAAAUAAAAUAUAUCCUCUUCUAUUUAUUUUCUACAACGUCGUAAUAAAAAAACAUACGUAAUAGUGAGUCAUUUAAAAAAUAUAUAACAUUAUCGCGUUAAUAAUAAUCAAUAUAAAAAAAUAUAUGUUUAUAAAUAAGUCAAAGAUUGAGUGAUUGGGCAAUAGGUCAUUUUAUAAAUUUCCUGACUAAAAUAUUUCUCACGAUUGAACAACAUGUUGAUACAAAAUAUUUAAUUGAGAUGUUUGUGUCUAUCAUAUAUAUAUAUAGAUAUAAAUUACCAUAAUCUAUGACUUAUAUUAAUUUUGCCUUGCGGGCAUUUAAAUUAUGAACCAUAAUAAAUUUUUAGUGAUUCCGGUACUUGACUAAAAAUUUCCAAUUAUAAGUUUUUAAAAAUAUUUUUAAAAAUAUAUAUAUAUAUGAGACUCAAUAUUAACUGGUGGUGGUAAAUAACGCUGGCAAUCUUUGUGUAGUCAUUCACAAUAUAACACGAUUCUCGAUUACAUACGUACGUUGUUUCAAGUGACGAAGCAUCUUAUAGUCGACCAGUUACAAUCCGGACAUUAUAUUAGCGACAUAUAUUUUUUAAUACACGUUAUACUAGUAGUUUUUUUUUUUUUGCAAAUUU